CAGACUACAUUAUCGAUAUUAUCAUUGUCAUUCUAUCCGACGAGCUUUCAUGUAAAUCCUGCAUACAUUUGCUAAAAAAUAUAACGAGUCUAAUAGAAGUGUUUUAAGUCGCACAUAGAUUUCCAAUAUUUUUUUAAAAAGAAAACGAGAAUAUAUUUCUACCACAAUCACUUCCAUCUAAUCGUAGGGCGGCAAGGAUUUCAAUAAGAAUUAAAUUAAGAAUUAAUAAAAUUAAAUAGAACGACAGUGCCAUUGUAUUGUUGUGAUUGUGUGUAAAAAAUCCAGCUGUUCUCUGUCGCGUACAAAAUAAAUAAACUUGAAAAUAAAUGGCGACUGAAUUUUGAUAAAGACAUUCGAUCCUGUUAUUUUUGUGAAAACCUUAUUCGAUUAAUAAAAUUUGAAUAGUUUGUUGGUGGUGUGUGAUCUACAUACGUAUUUUUCGGUGCAAUAUAAAUCGACGAAUUCACAGCGAUAUCCAUUUCUUGACCUGCUUGAAAGCGUCGCUAUUUUCAUUGUCAUCCCUCAAAUUGGUGGUCUAUGUUAUAAAAAUUCAUUUCCUACGAAUACUUGGUAGUUUUAAUAUGAGUCUAUUAGGACGAUCGGACAUCGAUUCUGGAUACUUUGUCAAUUUUAACCAGGAUGUCACAUCGUUAGCUGUUGGUUCAAAAAACGGUUACAAUUUGUUUUCACUAAAUUCGGUUGAGUCGGCAUUGGAAGAAAUUUAUCGCAGCGUUGGUGAAGAUAUCUGUUUGGUCGAACGUUUGUUUAGCAGUUCAUUGGUUGCAAUUGUUUCAAUUAAUGCUCCCCGGAAAUUAAAGGUAUGUCACUUCAAAAAGGGCACGGAAAUAUGCAAUUAUUCCUACUCGAAUACCAUUCUCGCGGUCAAACUGAAUCGGGCCCGAUUAGUGGUAUGUCUGGAAGAAAGUCUGUACAUACACAACAUACGUGAUAUGAAAGUGGUUCACACCAUUCGUGAUACGCCUCCGAAUCCAAACGGAUUAUGUGCAUUAGCUGCUGAUUCUGAUCAUUGUUACUUAGCAUAUCCGGGCAGCGCUCGUAUCGGUGAAGUUCAAAUAUUUGAUGCCGUCAAUUUGCACGCCAAAAUAAUGAUUCCUGCACACGAAUCAUCAUUGGCUGCGAUUGCGUUCAGUCCAUCCGGUACAGAAGUGGCCACAGCAAGUGAAAAAGGAACGGUCAUUCGGGUCUUUUCCGUACAGGAUGGUUCAAAAUUAUUCGAAUUUCGACGUGGCGUCAAGCGUUGCGUCUCGAUAGCAUCGUUGUCGUUUAGCACUUGCUCAAAAUAUUUAUGCUGCAGUUCCAAUACGGAGACGGUGCACAUAUUUGCUCUGGAAAAAAUUGCCACCGAGACGCGGGACAAUGGACAAUCCCAAAGUGCUGCCAGUGGUGAUUGGAUGGGCUACUUAAGUAAAACCGUUUCCAGUUAUCUGCCACUGGCGUUACCAUCUCAAGUGGCCGAUGUGUUCACCCAAGGACGAGCCUUUGCGACAGCCGUUUUACCGAUUGCUGGCUUAAGACAUGCGUGUGUUAUCGCAACGAUACAAAAAUCGUUAAAAUUGUUAGUUGCAUCUCAGGACGGAUAUUUGUAUGUUUACCAGAUCGCUGCUGUGGAAGGUGGAGACUGUAGACUAGUGAUAAAACAUGAUUUAAGAAACUUUGACAACAAGGAAUUGACGACCAUUGCAUCGCAUGCGCAAGAAUCAGCGCCCAUCAUAGUACCAACUAAUGAAGUACCAUCAACCACUUAUGCAUCAGCGGUAAAAACCGCCGAUUUUUCAGACGAUGACCAAUAGUUUUCUUUUUUUUUGUUAUUUUGUGACAAAUUCAUUUUAUAUUUUCGUUGAAGACAGUGUAAGGUGUGGCUGAAAUUUCUUACAAUUUUCAACAGAUAAUGUUUAACCUUUAAUUGUAGAACUUAGCUAAAUAAAAAAAUGACUUAAGGUUACGUAGGUGCUUUCCAUUCUGAUUAAGUUUUCUCGAAAGUAUUUUCAUCAACGGUUUCACCAAACAAUGCGAAAUCGAACCUGGGACCACGGACAUAUUUCCGAGUUAUAGCGGUUUACACUCCCCGAGGUGCACUAACUUCCCGAAUGAUAAUGAAUAAAUUUUCAAAUAUCUGGGCUAAGGUCGGACCUGUAACUUGAAAUUGAAAAAUUGAAAUUUUUUAGGGCGCUUUCAGGCUAAGAGUUUCAGGAAACCUCAACUAUUUUUAGAAAAACGUUUUCCCAAAUUUUCUAAAAUUUGCCCAAGUUUUCCCAAAUUAAAAAAACUUUUUUUUAGUAAAAGUUGGGAAAAGCGGGAAGAACUGAGGAAAAUUUGUGAAAAAAAUAUGAGAGAAUGUUUUACCUGAUUGGAUUUGCAUUCAAAUGUUCAUCAGUUUCAGUUCAAAAUUAGGCAGUGUCUAAUAGGUACGGGUAAACCUGAACUGAAAGAGAUCUUCCCGGUAGCUGAGUCACAGUUUCCGGUAACCAAAAACGUGACUUACCGAUCCAUACAUUGCCCGGUACUUUGUUCAGCGAAGUCUCGAUUUUCCGGUAAAGGACACCGCAUUAUUUCCAUGACCCUCAUUAAUCUAUGCAUGUGGGUAAUGAAAUCGUCGAUCUUUACAUUUAAAUCGAAAUAUCAAAUAAAUCAGUAUCGUCACACAUCUCGUCAAGUGUAAUCUUUUAUAAAACAAAUAUUUACUGGUCCUAAAUAAAUUAUCGAAAAUAAAAUCUGAAAAUUAUUGUUCUACAAAAAUGGUGAGUCACUGUGUUGACUUAAGUUGGGAAGUUUUUUUUUAGUUAAACAUAAUGACACUAAAGGAUAUCAGAAAUUCUUGUGCGUCGAAUGAAAGUUUAAAAUUUUUGAUUGCCACAUAAAUUGACAGUUCAUCGUCGAUGAUUAGACAAACGAAUGUUGCUUGAAUUUCAAGCGAAAUGAAAAUCUUCCAAUUUUUAUGAUGGAACAUUGAAUAUCACUGUGAAUAAAUUAUGUUGUUCAACACUCGAAAAUCGAAACAAAAGAAAUGAAUCAUUGAAACAAGUAAGAAAACUUACGAUCACAUUCAAGAAUUAAUUUUUAAAAUUGAAACGUUAUGUCGGAACGUUAAACAAAAUUCUUAAUUAAGGAUUUAGACUCAAUUGGUCGUAAAUUUUAUAAAUAAGAUGAUUGGUUUAAGUAAAUGACUUAAUGUGUUGACACUGUGCACAGUUAUUAAUAUAUAGAAAACCUAGUAACUAGAAUUCCGUUUUAAAAAUUAUUCUUUUGGGAUUUUUGCUUCGAAUUCAUUUUUAAUGAGUUUUUUGUUGCAAUUAUCAUUAGACAUUUUAUUAGAAUAAAAUUUCGUAAUAAUUCACAUGGAGAACAGUUUGUACAAUUUGAAUAUUUUCACUUCGUUCAUGAACGUUUAGAACAAUGUAAAUAGUAGAUACAAAAUCCCCGUUUUUUUAUAUUUUAGCUGAAACCUCUGAUAAACAGAAAAACAAAAUUUUGUUAAAAAAAUAUAUUUUCUAGAAACUUAAAACCAUCUUUGACAAUGAAAUGGCUAUUGUAAAAGAGAAAAACAUGAAAGAAAAUUAAUUAAAAAAAAAUCCAAAUAAA
This is a messenger RNA of Bradysia coprophila, 3600 nucleotides long. It is a transcript of the gene Atg18a, whose product is annotated as Autophagy-related 18a. The record is from RefSeq and is a predicted model, not a curated record. Gene Ontology annotation, molecular function: protein binding. Lineage: Eukaryota; Metazoa; Arthropoda; Insecta; Diptera; Sciaridae.